UUGUACAAAUGAUUAGAUUAAAUAGCAAACAAAUUUAGAACCAUAAAAUAGAAAACAAAAUGUGUAAGAAAUUUCUAAACUAAAACGGGCGAUCAGUGAAUUCUAAAGUUUCGAAAAGAGUAGAACGCGAACAAAACUACCUUUUGUUAAGAGAAUUUGAGAAAAAUCGAAAAACAAAUAUAUAUAGUGCAAUUUUGGAUAUAAGCCAAAAAAAAAAAUAAAAAAAGUUCUAAAAUUAAAAAAAAAAAACAAAAAAUAAAUAAACAAACAUGUCUGCAGAAAAUCUGGCAUCUUUAUUAAGCUUAGACGAAUGUAAAGUAAUUGUCGAUAAAUUAAAUCAAGAAACCGGCCAACAGUUACAAAUCAAAACGUUUAACAUUAUUUCGGCUACAGAAGCUAAAGGAUUUUUGGGUGAAUAUUUUCAUUUAACAAUUGAGUGUUUUAGGCCAGACAAUGAUAAAGAGUUAAUUGAUCAAGAUGCCGAUAAUGGUGAUGCCAUAUUAUUGAGAUUUUUUAUUAAAAAUCUACCACCUGUCGAUGAAGAACAUGAAAAAGUUAAGAUUUUUCGUAAAGAAAGUGCUUUGUAUGGAUCGCUAUUGCCGAAAUUGCAAAAAUAUUCCACCGAAUCCUGGUGUCCCAAGGUAUAUUUAUGCUAUCAAAAUCUUUUAGUUUUAGAAGAUCUUGACAGCUUAGGCUUUCAUUCGUUAGCCUCAAAAGAAAAUCUAAGUGACAGUGAAAUGUUUCCCAUCCUAAACGGUCUUGCGGCAAUGCAUGCUUCCAGUCUGCUCUACGAAUUAAAUAACGAAGAAAGUAUUGAAGAAACCUAUUACGAAAGCCUUAAAGAGAUUACCGUACACCCCGAUAUACCCUGGUUUACAACUGGUCUCAAGGCUGUAAUCGAGGUAGCCAAACAUCAUUCAAAAUACCAAGCAGAAGUAUCACAAAAAUUUAUUAUCAACGAAUUGCCCCUUCACUUGAAAAAUAUUUAUUUUAUGGUGAAUCCUUCACCCAAAUAUCGUAAUGUCUUGAGUCAUCGUGACACUUGGGGUGGUAAUAUUUUUUUGCACCACGAUAUUCCUGAAAAAUCGGCUGUAUUUGUGGAUUUUCAAACUUGCCGCUAUAGUCCGCCAGCCAUUGAUGUUAUCUUUACAUUAUUUAUGAAUUUAACGAAACAGGAGAGAUUGGAAAAACAAGCGGAUUAUUUGGAAUAUUACUACCAACAAUUGGUGCAACAUGUAACGAAUCAUUUACCCAGCGAUAAAUCCCUAAAUGAAGUGAUUUUCUCAGAAGCUGAAUUUUUGGAAUCAAUUGAAGAGUUCCAGUUGUUUGGUUUAGUCUAUAGAGCUUUGGCGGCCUCUAUUUUAAAAGUACCCAAAGAAAUUGUAACGGAUUAUUAUAAGAAUGAGGAACGAUCGGAAAAGCUAUUGGAAUAUAUGGAAGAAAAUGAAGAAUUCAGGAUGUUAAUGGAGGAGUGUAUAGAAGACAUUAUAGAGGCGGUUGUGGAUAUUUCUAUAAAGUCAAAUAUUUAUUAAAAGUAAUAAAGAUAAAGUUUUGUAAUAAAAAAAGUAAGAAUUAAAAAUGAUCGUUUCGAUUAAAGAAGUUCGACAAUAAAGUAAAUUUUAUUGGUAAAUUUUUCUAUUGAUAAA
This is a messenger RNA of Lucilia sericata (common green bottle fly), 1646 nucleotides long. RefSeq lists its product as uncharacterized. The record is from RefSeq and is a predicted model, not a curated record. The coding region runs from base 270 to 1532 and encodes 420 amino acids. The transcript is spliced from 3 exons. NCBI's taxonomy places the organism in Eukaryota, Metazoa, Arthropoda, Insecta, Diptera, Calliphoridae.